AUGAGCCGAACCCUGCAGCUUUGUCUAUUUUUGGCGGUUCUCUCGACUGUGGCGCUGGGCCGGAAGUGCUACAAUUGCUCGAGCUUCGACCCGCACUGCGACGACAACUAUGCACGUUAUUUGAUUGAUUGCCCCCCGAUCAAGGUGAACGGCCAGGAGAAGCUCGUCGUUGGGUGCCGGAAGAUCGAUCAAUGGGUCUAUGAUGAGCACACAAUGUUCAGG
Messenger RNA from Mesorhabditis spiculigera, 222 nucleotides. The record is from the annotation of a GenBank genome assembly. Lineage: Eukaryota; Metazoa; Nematoda; Chromadorea; Rhabditida; Rhabditidae.